AUGCCAACCUUCAACCUCCACACCAUCUACAUUGUAUAUACUAUACCCUCCCAGCCCAUAUGCUCAGGUGCUCAAGCGGCGCGAGACGCCCAAGGCAGCGCCUCCAGCGUGGAGGAUCAGGUUCUGGUGCUCCAGACCCUCUCGCAAGCGCAGCUGGCCAAUGGCUCACCCAAACAGGCAUUGGACUCGGCCAAUUUGGCCCGCGACCUCAGCCGCGAGCAAGACGACUUUCUGGGGGAGGCGGUGAGCCUCCUCCGCAUCGCGGGCGCGCAGGUCCGCUUGGGCGAUUUGGAGAGCGCCCUCAGCGCCGCCUCCGAUGCGCAGGAGCUCUUCCGGGAGGUGGGCGACCCGCUGGCCGAAGCGGGCGCCGCCGGACUGGUGGUGCGCCUGCAACGGGAGCGCCAAGACCUUUCUGCAGCAAGGUUAGCAGCUGAAACUGCUCGAGCUUUGCUGCGACAGACUGGAGAACUUGCUCGAGAAGUCGCUGCGCUCUUGCUGUCUUCGCAGAUCGCCAGCUUGGAACUGGCCUCCGGCGCUCAGCCGGGCGGCGGCAGCACAGCCCGGGAGUUCUACGAGGGCAAAGGCCGUAACAAGGUCUUGGCCAAGGCGAAGGAAGCGGUGACUCUGUCGAAACGACUGGGCAGCGAGAACCUCAUGGCCAUUGCACGCGUGGCCCACGCGCGCGCCAAGGUCUCCAAUGGCUUGCUUGAAGAAGCCAUGACAGAGAUCAAAGAGGUGCUGCCAGUGUUGGUGGCCUGCGGUGACAAGCGUGCCCAGGGCUCCGCGAAGAUGCUUCAAGCCAAUUUGUCGGUGCUCCAGGGGCAGCCAGACUUAGCCACGGCCAAGGAGGCCAUGGUGGCCAUGCUCAAGCGCUUCCCUUCAGAGUGGGGGAGGGUCGCUAUGAUCUUUCGGUUCUGA
Molecule: messenger RNA, 918 nt
Organism: Durusdinium trenchii
Lineage: Eukaryota; Dinophyceae; Suessiales; Symbiodiniaceae
Source: the annotation of a GenBank genome assembly